GGGGCGUGGCCGCCGCGGCCCUUCAAAGUGUGGGAAGAUGGCGGCGGCGGCGGCGGGUGCCGGCGGCCGGGCCGCGGUGCGGGGGCGGCGGCGGCGGGGCCGGCCCGCGGCCGACCAGGAGCAGGACGCGGUGGUGCUGUCGGUGGCCGAGUGCCCGCUGUGCCGGCAGGCGCUGGUGGAGGCGGUGACGCCGCCCUGCCGCCACUCGCUCUGCCUCGCCUGCUUCCAGCGCUGCCUGCAGGGCCCGGGCCUCUGCUGCCCGCUGUGCCGCAGCCGCCUCUCCACACGGGCCCGGCGGCAGCAGGCCGAGCCCGCAGCCACCACGGCGGCCGGAGCAGCGGGCGGGGAGCAGCGGCCGCCGGAGCAAGACUUUAUAUUCAGAGCACCAAUUAAAUUAAGCAAAACAGGAGAACUCCGAGAAGAAUAUGAAAGCCAGCUAAGGAAGCUGAGAGAAGAGAAACUACAAGAAGAAAAGACAUCUGAGGAUCUGAUUCACAAGUUCAUCCUAGAUGACAUGGACAUAGGGAAAAGAAAAAUGGAGGAACAGCAGAAAAAAGAUGAGUCUGUAGUGCUGAAAGGGAACCAAGACUGUUUUCCUGAACGUCUCUCGGAUUCUGAGAAUGAAGAACCAUUCCAGGGCAAGCAAACACAUCGCUCAGCUUUUGUUUCCAAGACCAGUGCUUACUCCUUUGCUUUCCUUUCGGGGAAUUUAACCUCCAAGGUGGAGAGGAGCCGGAGCUGCAACGACACCAUUCAGGAGAGGUCCAAGAGCAGGCAGAGAUCAGCCCCAGCCACCAAAGCAAAGGUGCUGCCCGUGGCGGGCGCCUCCACGCCGCUGCUCGGGGUGCUGUCGUGCGCGCAGAACCACCGCUGCCUGUCGGCCCCGGAGCUGACGGCCGAGAAGCGCCUGCUGCUCAGCGCCGUGUCCUCCUCGCUGUCGGCCCUGCACCGCCCGGAGCGCUCCAUCAGCCCCGAGAGCAACGACAGCAUCUCCGAGGAGCUCAACCAUUUCAAGCCCAUCGUCUGCUCCCCGUGCACCCCCCCAAAGAGGCUCCCCGACGGCAGAGUGCUGAGCCCCCUCAUCAUCAAAUCCACCCCCAGAAACCUGAACCGCAGCCUGCAGAAGCCAACCACCUAUGAGGCCAGUCCUAGAAUACUGAAAAAAUGGGAGCAGAUAUUCCAGGAGCGUCAGAUCAAAAAGACUCUCUCUAAAGCAACCCUUACGUCCUUGGCUUCAGAGCCUGGGGAAGACAUCGUGGUUCCUGACGUCACCAACUCCAGCAGUUGCACUAAAGAGCAGCCACAAGCGCAGGAGGAUCACCUUCCACCCGACACAAAAGGAGAGCCUCGCCCUGAGCUGGAUUUCUUCCCUUCUGUCAGUGAAGUGAAGCUGGGAAGGGGGAGUGAGAAGAACAGGGGUUCACAGGCCUUAGCCACUGAUGACGGUGCUGCUGAACCAGAUGUGAGAUCAAACGUAACCUCCCUAAAUACACGAGUGGCUGAAGUCCCUGACCUAAAAGUGAACGCAUUCAUGGACAAAUCCUGUCUCAGCCUGGGCCCCAAAGUGCUGAGCAGGAGGCUCAUGGGCAUCAGCGCAUCGCUGCCUGACAGCAACACGCUCGGAGUCCCCAUCAAGCCAUCGGGGAAAAAGCAGCUGAAGUACCUGAACAACAGCGAGCUGAUCAACGUGCAGAACAGCACCUGCAGCUCCGUGGAGAACAUCAUCGGGGAGCAGCCGCCGCUGCUGCGGCGGGGCCGCAAGAGACGCUGCAAAACAAAGCACCUGGAGCACAACGGCUCCGUCAAAAGACUGAGGCACGUGGCAGGGGAGGUGGGCCUGCCCCCGGAGGUCCGGGACGUGGAGCAGAAGCUCCAGCAAGAGGAGGAGGACAGGAGGCUGGCCCUGCACCUGCAGCGGAUUUUCGACAGCGAGAACAGGACAGUGGAUAGGCGGAAAGUCCGUGUGGAUCGGUACCUGCUGCGGUCCAAGAGCACUCUGGGUGCCAAGUAGCACUGCUGGACGAUGUUGCCUUUCUAGGGGACAGUGAGGUUUAUCAGAUUGUCUUAUAGGAAAACUAUUUUUUUGCCCUACUUCACCCACACAAUUGUUUUUCAUUUCGAUGGUGAGACAUUGCUAGGUCCAGUUCAGAGAGAAGCCAGCGUCCUUUCAGAUUAAAAAAAAAAAAAAGAGAGAGAAUGAGAAAAAAAGUCCUCCGGUCCUCUCUGGUCCGUUGGUCUGAAGGAAUUGUCUGUCAUCCCUGUGAAUACACUGCAAGGCCUCCACAGGCACACCUGGGAUCCCCAGCUAGGAAGGUUGUGAAUGUGGGGUAUGAGGACCAUCCCUUGCCAAGAGAAAUCUGACCUCUGCUCAUAGAAGUUGUCUGAGAGUCUUCUCCUCUCUGCCUGCCCCAUUUUCUCCCUCAGGCUGCACCUGGUCGUGGGGUCAGCCUCUUAUCCAUGCUCUGGAUAUUCCUCCUGGGGGGUCCUAACAGAGCCCCCAUUAGUACUUCCAAAUGAAUGUAUCUCACUGUCUGCAGCAGCAGCACAGAUCAUUUGUCACUUUCUUGAAGCAGAAAGCCAAAUGCAGUGAAAAGAAAGACCUAAAAUAAGGAUUUUACUGAAAAACCUGCCCCUGCUCCAACUUCCUGGCUUCAGGCUUGAACCACUAAGAAAGCUCAGGUGAGUGAUGCACUGAAAACUUCCAGGCAUGAAGCUGCCUGGAGCAGAGCUGGCUCAGAGCCUGGGCUUGGUGGAGCAUGUGUUCUCUGCCCAGAUGUGGCAGGCCACCCUCUGAGUGUUUCUAAUCUUCUUCCAUGGAUUAAUUUCAUGGAUUAUUUCCAGUGACAUAGCUCCAAAAGUACCCUUCCAACUCAGUCCGUGGCAGCUGCCUUGCAGAGUGUUCACGGGGACCCUCGAGGCCCAUGGGGACCUUUGUCUGGGGCAGGGGUUGUGGCUUUACCUGUCCUGCCCCACCGUGUGCCAGGUGGCAGGGGUGUUCUUGGGAUGAGCACAGUGCAGGGGCAAACUUCCCUAUGGAUCCUGUGAAGGGAGGGCAGCCAGUGCACAUAAAUAGACAGAUCUUAUCUAAGACAACUGCAUUGCCCAAUUUCCUCCAUCUGAAAAUGGUUGAAUUUCCUCCCUCCAUCUUAAACAGUCAAAAAGAAAACAGGAACUGGUUUUCUUUUUCACUGCAAGGACCCUGGCAGGCUUUUUUUUCCCCUAACUGAACUGGAUUUCAAAAAAGAAAAACAGAAAAAAAAAAGGAAAAAGAAAUCUUAUAUUUUAUUGGAUAAAAUUUCUAUAUUUUAAAUACUAUAUUUCAACAGAUCAACACUUUUGUUUUGAGAGAUCUUAUAGCAAUGAUUCCAUAAUAUAUAUCUCUAUCUCUGAAUCUCCUUGCCACACAAACCACUGGAUGGUUCAGGUUGUGCCUGGGGCUGGUGAACCUGGCCUGCUCUGCCUUCCCGGCGCUCCGGGCCCUCUCCUGCGCCGCAGCCUCGGCAGGUGCUGCUCAAAGCAGGCGCUUUGGACCCAAACCAAAACCUGCUCCUCUGUCCAGCAGUCAAUUAGAAGGAAAUAAAAGAAUUAGAGCCUUGACUGGACCCAGAAGAGCAGCACAAAGAGAAGUAGUGAUGGCCUGGAUGUGCCCUCGGAGCUCCGGAGGGAAAGCCGCAGCUUUAUCUUGGGAUGCGUGCUGGUUUUCCCAACGUUUUGAGCUACAAUAUGCACUUCCCAGGUGCAUUUAGAUUUAGAAUUCUUUUUGCAGGCCUCCUUUUCUGCGGCUCAUCCCUGGAGCCCCAAACAAACUUCCCUAAAUGGUUUCCUUUUUUUCUCGUGCUGUUUGUGGGGGUUCAGCUGGGCCUGGGCUGCUUACACCACAAAAAAAUCGAUUUACACGCUGAAUGUAUCUUUUCUUUCCCCUCUUAAAACAGAUUUCACAGCCCAAUGCACUAUGCCAGUGUCUUAAAUACCUUCUUUUGAAAAGAUUUUGUAAAUGUUUAGGGGUUUGUGCGUUAAUUUCCUGAUCCCAAAUCCAAGCUGGGCAGAAGUGUAGGAGGCAGUGCCUGGGCUGGAGCUUGUCCCCAGCCAAAAAAAAGCUUCAUGGGAAUCCUCGUGCUCCCAGCUUCCCCCAAAACAGAGAUCCCAACUCCCCAGGCAUCACGCACAGGCCAUGGCAUCUGUGUUCAAGGAUGCCUUUGGAUGUGCAAUCACAGUCCUGUCGUGGAAGGGUUGCGGCGACGCAAAGUCAGGAUGAAUGUUUUAUUAAUUUAACACUCUCCAAGUUUGUGUAAGCUUGCAAAAAACAACAAAAAUUGUAAAUAAUCACACUCAAAAGAGCAGGAGCACCCAGCCUCUCCCCUGUAAAGGUCAGGAAUGACACCAUCUUUGCCAGAAAUCAUGGCAGCUGGGAAGGAAAAUACCUCCUGCUGAACGGUGGAUGCAUCACGAGAUUAAACCAAGUAUUUAUUCACGCUUCUCUGAAAGUCCUUUGUGACCCUCAGCUGCCUUCCCUCCGGGAUGAAGGCAUUCCUUGCUGGCUGUGGGACAGCACGGGCGUGGGAGUGUUCUCCCACAAUGUCUCAUCCGGAGGGGCUGGGGUUGCUGCCCUGACGGAGGACUGUGUCUGCCAAAGAUGCCACCGACUCCCGGAAAGUUGCUUUCCGACCCUCUGGAGCUCUCUGCCCGGGAAGAGCCAUACAGGAAGGUCCGUGUUCGGAGGCAGCCAGAUGAGAUAAAUGAAGGAAAAGUGCCAAAAGGGAUCAUGCCAGGUGAUUGUAUGACGUUGUUCUAUAUUGUCAGUAUUUCUCUUCCAAUGCUAUUGUACAUGCAGUGCACAGCAGUCAUGAAGUGUAGCUUGAACAAGCGCUUCUUUGUAUUUUCUCAGUGAAAGCAAAGGGGGAGAUGCAAGCCUUAAAGACUCUUAGAAAACAAGCCUUUAGCAAUGCUGCGAGGGCAGGACAGCCCUGUCCUGUCUCAGUUGUCCAGCAGAAGGUUGGCAAAGAGCUCAUCCCACAGCCGAGGGGAAGCGUUUCGGGAGAACCUGGGUGGGGAUGUGAGACAAAACCCACCCGCUGCCCGUGGUGGGACUUCAGCAGCGUGGAGCUGGGCUGAUCCCCGCGUGCCACGCACUCCUGUGCCCUGCUGGAGCCUGGAAACACCGCCACGCAUCCCAGCCAGCUCCUCACUAUGCAAAGGGAGAGCCGGGGCCGGGCUCCCUGGCUUUGAUGGGGAGCUUUCCGCCUGGAUGCCGCCACACUUCCUCCCCGAAACGCUUUGACUCGUCGUGCUUCGGUGUUCCCCGCUGGCCAGCAGAGCUCCGGCUGGCUGCGGGCUCUGACAGUCCCCCUGCUCCCCGCUAAGCCCCCUUGGCUUCACCCCACAAACGCGUCACACGGCGACGGCAGGCACCAGGGACCGCUGACUUGCAUGUGUGGAGUGUGUGAGUGGAAUGACAUCUGUCAUGUUGUGGCUUCUGUUGUUUGAAACAGAGUAAACCCUGCUUGUGAAACAAUUGUCACAAACCAGAAACACGCCAACAAAUGUGUACAAAUAACAGUGUUUGUUUUAACAGCAGCUGGGACUUGAACUGCAGGGCAAAGGCCGAGGUUCAAACAGAAUAAAACCAGAUUCUGACAGUGAAA
Motacilla alba alba is the source of this 5642-nucleotide messenger RNA. It is a transcript of the gene RNF169, whose product is annotated as ring finger protein 169. The record is from RefSeq and is a predicted model, not a curated record. Gene Ontology annotation, biological process: double-strand break repair. The coding region runs from base 38 to 2011 and encodes 657 amino acids. The transcript has 6 exons. Lineage: Eukaryota; Metazoa; Chordata; Aves; Passeriformes; Motacillidae. Gene Ontology annotation, molecular function: ubiquitin-protein transferase activity; nucleosome binding. Gene Ontology annotation, cellular component: nucleus; site of double-strand break.